ACACGGUUAUGGCAUGGGGCCUCUGAAUAAGCCCAUUAUAACAACCCUUGGCCAGCACCUUCCUGGCAUGAUAGCAGGUGACCCAUUUCUGAAGAAGCUCAUCAGAAAAUGCUGGAGUUUAGAAGCGAGCUUAGAGAUCCUAGUGUGCAAAUUCACGAAUAGUUCCUUUCCUUUCUUUCUGGUGUGUUCUCAAACCUUUCUGUCUGCCUGGAAUGCCCUUGUUGUCCCCCUCCAAAAGCCUAUGUGCCUUGGCUUGGUGAGCCCCACUGUUCCUUCAAGAUCUAAAACGAAGUUUUCUCCCAGGGGUGAUUGACCUUGCUCCUCCAGGCAAAGCUCUCCAGUGCUCUUGGAGCUCCCGGGUGGGCAGGGAUCUCAAUCAUACUUCACUGGAUCAAGGGCCUUGGUGCAGGGACUGUCCAGUUUUUGUCUGAAUCCAGCACCUACUGCAGUGCCAGACAUGUAGUAGGCGUUCAGCAAAUGUUUGGAGAAUAGAUGCCCUUCUAUUUUUCAGAUGAGAACAUUAGAACUAGCCAGACCAGUUAACCAGAUCAUUUAAGUGACUUGUCUUGAGUUGCAUAGCUCCAAAGGGGCAAAUAAAGAUUAGAUACCUGGGCUCUUGGCGCCCCUCCACUGAUCUAACGUUCACAUUUAUAUUGUCAUUAUUGUGUUUCAGUUUCCUGGCCCUUCUGAGUAGGGUGGCCAUGUAAUAUAACAUCUCAGCCUGAAUACUUCGGUGGCCAUCAAGUCAAUCCGGAAAGACAAAAUCAAAGAUGAGCAAGAUCUGAUGCACAUUCGGCGAGAGAUUGAGAUCAUGUCAUCACUCAACCACCCCCACAUCAUUGCCAUCCACGAAGUGUUUGAGAACAGCAGCAGGAUCGUGAUCGUCAUGGAGUACGCCAGCCGGGGUGACCUGUAUGACUACAUCAGCGGGCGGCAGCGGCUCAGCGAGCGCGAGGCCAGGCACUUCUUCCGGCAAAUCGUCUCCGCCGUGCACUACUGCCACCAGAACGGGGUUGUCCACCGGGAUCUCAAACUGGAGAAUAUCCUCUUAGAUGCCAACGGAAAUAUCAAGAUCGCUGACUUUGGCCUCUCCAACCUCUACCACCAAGGCAAGUUCCUGCAGACGUUCUGCGGGAGCCCCCUCUACGCCUCGCCAGAGAUCGUCAAUGGAAAGCCCUACACAGGACCAGAGGUGGACAGCUGGUCCCUGGGCGUUCUCCUCUACAUCCUGGUGCAUGGCUCCAUGCCCUUUGAUGGGCAGGACCACAAGACACUGGUGAAACAGAUCAGCAACGGGGCCUAUCGGCAGCCUCCUAAACCCUCUGAUGCCUGUGGCCUAAUCCGGUGGCUACUGAUGGUGAACCCUAGCCGCCGGGCCACCCUGGAGGACGUGGCCAGCCACUGGUGGGUCAACUGGGGCUACACCACCCGUGUCGGGGAGCCGGGAGCCCUGAACGAGGGCGGGCACCCCAGCAGCGACCCCGGCCGGACCUCCGUGGCUCAGUGGCUGUGGCGCUCCUCCCGACCCCUCCUGGAGAAUGGCGCCAAGGUCUGCAGCUUCUUGAAGCAGCAGGCGCCAGGCGGCAGGGCCCUCGCCCCUGGCCUGGAGCGCCAGCACUCGCUCAAGAAGUCCCGCAAGGAGAACGCCAUGGCCCAGACCUUCCAGGGGGCCCCGGCCACUGAUGCCUCCCCUCGCCCUGGGAAGGGUGGCCUCAAGCUGCCGAAAGGCAUUCUCAAGAAGAAGACAUCAGAUCCCGCAGAGGGGGCAGCGCAGGGCCCUGAGCCCGGCCCCAGCCCCGCCAACCCAGGCCAGGCUGGCCCGCCGCUCCCCAAGAAGGGCAUCCUCAAGAAGGCGCACCAGCGGGAGUCUGGCUACUACUCCUCACCUGAGCCCAGCGAGUCUGGGGAGCUCUUGGAUGCCGGGGACGUGUUUGUGAGUGGGGAUACGGAUGCCGGGAACGUGUUUGUGAGUGGGGAUACCAUGGAGCACAAGCCCCCUCCAGCCUCGGGGCGGCUGCCACAUCGCAAGGGCAUUCUCAAACACAACGGCAAGUUCUCGCACGCAGCCCUGGAGCACACAGCGCCCACCACCUUCGGCUCUUUGGAUGAACUGGCCUCCCCGCGCCCUCCAGCCCGGGCCAGCCACCCCUCGGGGGCUGUGAGUGAGGAUAGCAUCCUGUCCUCUGAGUCCUUUGACCAGCUGGACUUGCCCGAACGGCUCCCCGAGCCCCCUCUGCGGGGCUCUGUGUCUGUGGACAACCUCAUGGGGCUGGAGGCACCCCCGUUGGAGGGCCCCGGAAGCCGAGGCCUGAGGCGCUGGAGGCAGGACCCCCUGGGGACUAGCUGCUUUUCCCUGCUGGACUGCCCGGAGGGGACAGAGGGCGGCCAGCAGGGACUGAGGGUCUACUCGGAGCUCAGCUGAAGAGGGGGUAUUGCCCAUGCGGGCAGGCUCUGAGAUGCAGCUGGAUGCACCCUAAGGGGGAGACUGCCUUCUUCCCUGCCUCCCAGGACCCACAUCCCAGCCCAGAAGGCUGAGGUGGUUUCAGUUGAGCCAUGGGGAGGGCUGAAUGUGGGCAGUGGGCAAGUGAAGUGCGUUGAGGGUUCAAUGUCUUCAGCCCCGUGGAACCAAGAAGGUAGCUCUAGAGGGGAAAUGAGUAGAGAAGCAGCGAGGAAGGCCCGCGGCUGAGUCUAGGUUGCCUGUUAAUUUCCAGGUUGCCUUGCCCACUGCCCCCUCUGAGGGGGUCGAUGCCUUCUUCUUGAGGAUGCCUUUGGCAGCUUGAGGCCACCCUUACCAGGGCGAGGGGCGGCGUCCCCCUGGAGGGUCUGGGUUGUGUGGUUCUUACUCUUGGACUUCUUAAACAAAGGCUGGCGCCGCAGCCACUGAGCCACGGAGGCCUGGCCAGGGUCUCUGCCGGCCGCCCGCCCACAUGCGGGUACAGUGUAGCCUGUGCCCUCCCCAUAGUAGGGCCACAGAGAGCUGGAAAGAGCACUCUGUCAGUGCCUAGCUCCUGUAAAGAGUAAGUUUGUGUGUGAUGCCGUCCUGCCAAGGUGGGGCUAGAAGCUCUUCAUUCACGCACACAUUCCCAUCUCCACCAACUGUUGCAGGAAGGGGGACCCCUUCCAGGGCCCGAAACGGCUCUUGUCUAACACUCAGAAAUGAAUUGUCCAAGGAGACACACGUGCUGACAAAGCAAGAGGUUUUAUUGGGGAAGGGCGCCCGGGUGGAGAGCAGGAGGGUAAGGGAACCCAGGAGAGCUGCUCUGCCACGUGGCUCGCAGUCUCGGGUUUUAUGGUGAUGGGGUUAGUUUCUGGGUUGCCCUCAGCCAAUCAUUCUGACUCAGAGUCCUUCCUGGUGGUGCAUGCCUUGUUCAGCCAAGAUGGAUGCCAGAGAGAAGGGUUCUGGGAGGUGGUGGGACAGGUGGUGUCUCCUUUUGACCUUUCCUGAACUCUGCCAGUUGGUGGAGGCUUAUUAGUUCCGUGUUCCUUACCAGGAUCUCCUGUGAAACAACUCAUGCAAACGGUUACCAGGGUGGGCGGUUUCAGUCAGUGUGCUUCCGCUAACAGAACCACUCAAACUGCAAUGUGGCCCUCCCCGCUAGUUUUCCCGGGGGUGUCUUGGGAAUGGUCUCCUAGAGUGUGCCCUUCCAUACUUACCUGAGCAGUAAGAGAACACAGCCUCUGUUUCCUCAGAGGUUCUCUCCCCUUUCCCAUCCUCCAAACUUGGAAAGUGGGAGUGAAAAUCGCUCAGCCGUGUCUGACUCUUUGCAGCCCCAUGGCUGUACCCACCAGGCUGCAAUUGCAGACAAUCCCCUCAGUCCACGGAAUUCUCCAGGCAAGAAUACUGCAGUGGGCUGCCGUUCUCUUCUCGGGGGGAUUUUUCCCACUCUGCAGCUCUGCAGGCAAAUUCUUUACCGUCUGAGCCACCAGGGAAGCUUCACUUUACGUCACUGUUUAAUUCCUGCAUCAGGAAUUAGCAAAGGACACCCAGGGUCUGGAUGAGAAUGCCCACAUCCCUCACUCACCAGAGGGUUUAGGAGGCUGCUGGUAGGCCCCGUUGCUGAUCUGUUUCACCAGCGUCUCGUGGUCAUGCACCAGGAUGUAGAGGAGAACGCCCAGGGACCAGCUCUCCACCUGAGGGAGAGACGGGGUCAGCCAGGAGGUCCUCAUGCCGCAGGGCGAAUGGAAUCGCUGCUAUGGAUCUAAAAGACUUGAAAAAGCUCAGGCUGCUAAUGGACUUCAUCUCAAGGGGCUCAGAGUCCCCCAGACCCCACUUUGGACCUCAAGGACUCUGAACUUCUCCAGCCUCCAUGCUGCUCCUGCUAUUGAGAAUGGAUGUAUCUGUUUCUCCGGGCCUUUAGGGCCCUAGAAAGUCCUUAUUUAUUUUAAUGUUUUCAGCUCUGUGUUUUUAAAAGAGCGAAUCUUAUAUUUUCAAUACUGUGAAUGCUAUGCUCUGGGGAAUUCCACUAUGACAUCAAGUUUUGUGUACAGGGAGGUAUUAGUGCAGAGCUUCCCUGCUGAUCACAGGCGGGGGUGGGGAUCUUUUGUAAGCCUACGUGCCCCAUCGCACUCUCUGGGAGGGGUCUCUGGCUCCUCGCUCCACGCCCUGACACUGUCUACCUGAUGGUCCCUCUUCCCUCCUGUGACCAGAAAGAACCACCCCAUUAAAAAUGAGAACGGUGAUUGGAAAA
This is a messenger RNA of Capra hircus (goat), 4688 nucleotides long. It is a transcript of the gene NUAK2, whose product is annotated as NUAK family kinase 2. Gene Ontology annotation, cellular component: cytoplasm. Bases 785 to 2422 code for a protein of 545 amino acids. The transcript has 7 exons. Gene Ontology annotation, molecular function: tau-protein kinase activity; protein serine/threonine kinase activity; ATP binding. Gene Ontology annotation, biological process: microtubule cytoskeleton organization; protein phosphorylation; intracellular signal transduction. The record is from RefSeq and is a predicted model, not a curated record. Lineage: Eukaryota; Metazoa; Chordata; Mammalia; Artiodactyla; Bovidae.